CCAAAAUCCUUAACCAUGUCAAAGGUUUCUAAAUUAAAUUCACCCUUGGAUGAAAUCAAAUAUCAAUUGGAGGGUAUAAAACUUAAGCGUAACAAAGACAUUCAGGAAAAUGAUGUGAUUUUUUUGAAAGCCUUUGCAGAAAAUAAGGCUAUAAAUUCAUUAAUAAAAGCUCAUAAUACACUUCAAAAUGAAAAAAUACUUUUACCUAUUUCUACUGAAUCUUUGUCAGUUAUAGAUGACAUUUAUGAAUGGAUCUUAAACAAUUCUCUAAUGAAAUCAAAGUCACAAGAAUUAUUUAAAGAUAUUUCUCAUUUAUUUCAAAAUCAUUAUUUUCUUUCACUUUUAGAAACACAUGAUACAAUAGCUUCAAAACAAUUUUAUAAUAAUUUUACAAAUGGAAAUGAUCAAAAGUUGAAAAAUUUUGCUAUAUUAGAAAAUAAUAAUUCCAAAAACACUAAAUAUAAUAAUGGUUACAACUCUAAUAUUUAUAAUAAUAAGUCGCGUGAGAACACCAUUUCUAUUAUAGAUGAAUAUGUACAUUCUGAAACCCCAAUGAGAAUUAUAGGUAUUAAAGUUUAUAAAAAUCAACCACUGGGAAUAACUAUCAAAGAAGAAGAUAAUGGGGAAUUUGUAGUGGCCCGUAUAUUUCAAGGUGGAUGUGUGGAUAAACAAGGACUUCUACACCAAGGGGAUAUUAUACGGGAAAUGAAUGGAAUGCCAAUACGGAAUAUGGAGCAGGUCAAUCAUAACUUAAAGAUAGCCCUUCAGAAUAGUAAUAUAGAAAAUUCUGAUAAUAGUAGUAUCACUCUAAAAAUAAUACCAAAUUAUGCUGAAAAAAUUUAUCCAGCACCCAUAUAUGUCAAAGCUUUAUUUGAUUAUGACCCUAAAAAAGACAAUCUUAUUCCUUCGAAAGAUGCUGGAUUAAAGUUUAAAGAUGGUGAUAUACUUGAGAUAGUAAACAAAGAAGAUCCAAAUUGGUGGCAGGCUCGGAAAGUCAGGAUUUGUAAUUCUUCCUCCAAUACUAUGAGCACCAAAUCAACUAAUAGUUUAUCUGACAAUGUAUCUCACCGUAGCUCACAAGAUAGAACUAUAGAUAAUUCCAUUUAUGAUGAUUACUUUAAUAAUAAUCCUGAGGACAGCUCCUGUGCCAAACUCAUCCCUUCCCAAACAUUGGAGGAAAGUCGUAAGGCCUUUGUCAAGCAAAAUGCAAAUAUUAUUAAGGAUUACUCUGAUGAAAUACUUGCUAACAAUGAGAUUCCUUUGUCCAGUAAUCAACGUUUGCUAGCUUGUGGUGCUGUUGUUACUAAAAGAACCAGAAAACUAAUAUAUAGGGCUGAUUGCAACAAUGAAUUUGAAAGCUGUGAUGUGAGAGUUUACAGAGAGGUUAGCAAAAUGCCACCAUUUCAACGCAAAUGUCUUAUUUUGGUUGGCCCACGGGGUGUAGGAAAAGCCUUUAUCAAACAAAUGCUACUUAAUAAAGGUGAGUCAUGCUUUGCUGCCCCUGUACCCCACACUUCCAGACCUAGAAGAGAUGGAGAGGUUCCAGGCAUUACCUACCAUUUUGAAUUAGAUAGGGGUAAGAUGGAGAGAGACAUAGCAGAGGGUACAACCUACUUUGAGAGUGGUGAAUUAGGCGGGAAUCUAUAUGGCACACGCUUUGACAGCAUUCAACGCAUUGUUGAUUCAGGCAAGAUGUGCAUUAUAACCUGUAAUGAUCCUAGGAGACUUAAAUACUUGAGCAAUCCCACUUUUACACCUUAUGUGGUAUUUGUAGCUUGUCCAUCAGUUGAUAAGCUCAGAAAAUUGUGGAAAACCACAGUUAGCAUGAGGCUCAGUGGGCAUCUUAAACCAAAUAGCAAGCCUGGACCACCAGAAUUCGGUGAUCAUAUUUACAUAAAAGGCCAUGUCACGGAAACUGGCAAUUCCAAAAAUGGAAUAAGGAAAGGUGGAUCUUCUAGUGAAAGUGAAGAGAAUUCUAGUGAUGAUGAUCACAAUGAUGAAAGAAUCAAGGAAAAUACCCACUCAAUCCAAUCAAAAAUCUAUAAUGGGUUUAAUAAAGCUAAACUUCCUAUCACCCAUAACCUGAAUGCUUUGAUGGUGGACGUGGACAACAAUACAGGAAAUUCUUCCCCAAUUGAUGAUUCCGAAAGAAGAAACAGCGAUUCAAAAAAACAUUUUAAAGUACCCAAAAUUCCUGGUAUGGAUAGCAAACUAGCCCCAGCCCUCCUUCUGAGCCCCCUCAGGAACCCCAGGGAUUCAGAUUGUUUUGACAUCUUCGAGGAGAGUGCUACUAUAAAGCAGAAUUAUGACCACAUGUUUGAUCUGACCAUAGUGAAUAACGAUAUUUGGGAGACUUAUCAAAUAAUAACAGAGAACUUGGAAAAAUUGAAGACCCAAACACAAUGGGUUCCCACUGAUUGGGUCUUUUGAAGCUUUCAUUUAAAAAAAAAAUUAAUAUACACAAAAAUGUACAAGAGUCACAAACUAAUUUCCCGCCUACCUGUUUUUAAUCUUUAUUCUUUACAUUAAUAACAUAAAAAAAUAUCUGAAACGGUUCUUUAUUAUUUAGGCGUCUCAAUAUAGUUUUAAUAUCCAAUUUAGAAUGACUAAAUUUAUUCAAUUUUUAAAUAUUUUAUAUAUUUAAAAAAAAACAAUUGUAUUUUUAAUAUACUCAAUUUUUUUCAAUCAAUCCACCCCCCCCCCUCUUUUUUUUUAUAUAAAGAAAGAUUACAAUCAGAAUGUGAUUUGCGUAGUUCGGAUGACUCAUGAAAAGUUAUUACGAAGACUAAAUUCUUAAUUUAUUUUAUAUAUAAUUGUGAUAAAUAUCAUCAUUAAAGGACAUCCAGUUUUAUACAAGCAUUUUUUUAAAAUAUAUUUUAAAAAGUUUUUUA
Messenger RNA from Gordionus sp. m RMFG-2023, 2891 nucleotides. Its product is annotated as protein PALS2-like. Gene Ontology annotation, molecular function: protein binding. The coding region runs from base 16 to 2430 and encodes 804 amino acids. The transcript is spliced from 2 exons. Gene Ontology annotation, cellular component: cell-cell junction; plasma membrane. Lineage: Eukaryota; Metazoa; Nematomorpha; Gordioida; Chordodea; Parachordodidae. The record is from RefSeq and is a predicted model, not a curated record.